AUGUCUACCACGAAGUACUCCGACCGCGACAUCCCAAGCAUCUCUCUGGCCAACUUUGACCAGCGCAUCGACGACAUUACCACCCAGCUCGUCGAUGCCGCGGAAAAUGUCGGAUUUUUCAGCAUAGUCGACCACGGCAUCGCACGCACCGAUGUGGACAAGGUGUUCGAGUCUUCUGCAAGCUUCUUCUCCCUCCCCGACGACGUCAAAUCGCUCGUGCCAUUUUCACCCACCGAGAAUGUCGGCUGGGAGAAGAACGCCCAGAUUCGGCCGUCGACCGGCGCCUGCGACCGCAAAGAGUCGUACCAGCUGCAGUUCAAUAGCGGCAUGGAGACGCGAUGGCUGCCCGAGACGACCGUCCCCGGCUUCCGGUCCACCGUCACGACCUUCAUGUGCCAGGCCCAGGCCGUGUCAGAGAAACUGAUGGUCUGCUUCGCGCGCGGGCUAGGCUUCCCAGACAACUUCUUUGUCGCCGCGCAUGACGUUAGCAAGGAAGACUCGCAGACUGUCGCGCGUCUAUUGCACUACUUUGCUGCGCCAGAGGCCAGCGACGGGCAGAUAUACCACCGCGCCGGGGCCCAUACGGACUGGGACUUUAUCACACUCCUAUUUCAAAAGGCGGGCCAGUCUGGGCUAGAGAUUUGCCCUGGUCGCGAGGCAACGUCGACUUUUGGGCAGGGCGACGUUUGGACACGCGUCGAGCCCGCGGCCGAAUCCAACGCCAUUAUCUGCAACAUUGGCGACCUGCUCAUGUCCUGGUCUGACGACCGCUUCAAGUCUACGCUGCACCGCGUCAAGGCUCCAUGCGAGCCGGGUGACUUUUAUGGAGAGAGGUACAGCAUUGCCUUCUUCAACCAGCCGCGCAAGUCGGCGGAGAUUCAAGGUCCAAUGAGGAAGUACCCGCUGGUGACGGGUGCCGAGUUUACGCGCAAGGCGAUGGAAAAGAACUUCAAGGCCGUUUUGCAAGCAAAAGAAAACUUGGCGGUUGCUGUAGCCUAA
Molecule: messenger RNA, 999 nt
Organism: Akanthomyces muscarius
Lineage: Eukaryota; Fungi; Ascomycota; Sordariomycetes; Hypocreales; Cordycipitaceae
Exons: 1
Coding region: 1-999 (332 amino acids)
Molecular function (GO): dioxygenase activity
Source: RefSeq, a predicted model, not a curated record